CGUUCGCCGCCGUGACGCCAGCGGCGCUGGAACACCUGGAGGGGCGGUAGAGGCGCCUGCGGCUCGGCCCUCCCCUCCGCCGCGGGCAAGUGUCUGAAGAAAACAAGAAACAUGGAAGGUCAUAAAUACAAUUAUCCAAGGGAAUUUUAUGACCAAUAUGCUCAAAGCCAAGAAAAAUCUGUGGUGAAUAAAAUGCAACAGAAAUACUGGAAAACAAAACAGGCCCUUAUAAAAGUUACAGGAAAAAAGGAAGAUGAACAUGUUGUGGCUUCAGAUGCAGAUCUGGAUGCAAAACUAGAGCUGUUCCAUUCUAUUCAGAGAACAUGUAUGGAGCUGCUGAAAGCAAUUGAACUAUAUCAAAAAAGGAUUUGUUUUCUGUCUCAGGAAGAAAAUGAAUUGGGCAAAUUUCUUCGAUCACAGGGUUCUCAGGAUAAAACAAGAGCAGGAAAAAUGAUGCAAGCCACAGGAAAGGCCCUCUGCUUUUCUUCUCAGCAAAGACUAGCAUUGCGUGCUCCUUUGAGUAGAUUAUAUCAAGAAGUGGAGACUUUCAGAUACAGGGCGAUCUCAGACACAUGGCUGACAGUAAACCGAAUGGAACAGUAUCGGACUGAGUACAGAGGAGCUCUACUCUGGAUGAAAGAUGUGUCUCAGGAGCUGGAUCCAGAUCUUUAUAAGCAGAUGGAAAAGUUCAGGAAGGUUCAAGCUCAAGUGCGACAUGCAAAACUCAAUUUUGACAAACUGAAGACUGAUGUCUGUCAAAAAGUGGAUCUUUUGGGAGCAAGCAGAUGCAACCUCCUUUCUCAUGUGUUAACAACAUAUCAGACAACACUUCUUCAUUUUUGGGAAAAAACUUCACACACGAUGGCAGCCAUCCAUGAAAGUUUCAAAGGUUAUCAGCCAUAUGAAUUCACUAUGUUAAAGAGCUUGCAAGAUCCUGUGAAUAAACUAACAGAAAAAGCAGAAAAGGAGGACUCGCAGAUUGAGAGUAUCAAACCUGUACAAGAUCAUCAGAGUCAGUUGAUUUCAUUAGAUGAGGAGAGCCAUACCAAGGAAUCAAACUAUUCAGGUGCCAUAGAUGACUUAUUAGACCUGCAACCUGAAGAAAAUGCUUCAAAGGAUCAUUUUAUGAGGUCCUUGGAGUCAGAACCUGGUGAUAAGGAUGACAUGGUACUACUAAAUGAGAUACUCAACGCUUCCUCCCUGGACGAGGGGGAAUUCAGCAAAGAGUGGACAGCUGUGUUUGGACAGGUUGCACUUGCUGAUGUCACCAUGAACUCUUCAGCUGGAGACGCAGAGGGCACUUCAUCAUCUGUGGCACCAGCACCAUCAGGCUACCUGCCUUCACAGCUGUUAGACCAAAAUAUGAAUGACUUGCAGUCAUCUUUACAUGGAUGGGCAGCAAACAGCAUGAGCCCGCCAUCGGUACCGCAGCCAGCACAGAAGCCAAGCAGCCUGAAUGUGAACUCCAACAAGACGCCUGUGAAAGAACCUACAAAGAAUCCUAAAGACUUGACUGCCUGGUUUAGUCUCUUUGCUGACCUUGACCCGUUAUCCAAUCCUGAUGCUGUUGGGAAAACUGAUAAAGAACAUGAAUUGCUUAAUGCAUGAGUCAGCUGCCUGUGGUAAUUCACAUUGUUCCAUUCAUCAACACCAUUUUGGGGUUUAAAAAAAUCUAAAUGAAAAUUAGUAUGCUGUGGUGAAACUAUAAAGUAUGUGCCAUGAUAAUAAACUAAAGGGAAUGAAUCCCCUUUUCUAUAGGUACAAGGUAUUUGCUCUUGUUUUGUAUAAAGAGCUUGCAUUUAUUUUCUACGUGGAUUUACAAAAAUGAGGUUAAGAAUUAGGGCAGAUUUCUUGCCAAAUUAGAUUAUCUGCUGAAACACUGUCUUUGCCUGUGGUAAUGCAGGAGCUAACACUGGAGUGAAAUACAAAUUGCAAACCUAUUUUUUUAUAAUGUUUCUUGAGUAAAUUAAAAGAAGAAUACGUAACUGGGGAGGCUGCAUGAGUCAAACAUCCGUCGUGUAUAUAAUAUAUAUAUAGUACUGCUACAUUAAGAUAUUAUCAACUAAAUUUGUUAUUAUGGUGAAAAAUCUGUGCUGGGUCUAAUUAUUGAAGAAAUACAUUUGGGUCUGUGCAGCCAUGGAAAUUGUGCCCUUUCUAAUUUAACUUACUAGACAAACUGCACUACAUAAACAGAAGUCAUGCCCGGCAGGCUUCUUUUCUGACGUUUUUCUCCAUUGCACCAACAGAAUUUGCACCUGUUUUCAGAAGUUUCUUGCAACUGCUGCUUUACCAUGCCUUCAAAACAUGUUCAUAUUUCUGUUGAGAGUAUUUUUCAUCCAGUUUAUUUCUGAAGCAUGUGUUAUUUUGAGCUUGUU
Messenger RNA from Colius striatus (speckled mousebird), 2375 nucleotides. It is a transcript of the gene ICA1, whose product is annotated as islet cell autoantigen 1. The coding region runs from base 112 to 1608 and encodes 498 amino acids. Lineage: Eukaryota; Metazoa; Chordata; Aves; Coliiformes; Coliidae. Gene Ontology annotation, molecular function: protein domain specific binding. Gene Ontology annotation, cellular component: Golgi apparatus. The record is from RefSeq and is a predicted model, not a curated record. The transcript is spliced from 14 exons. Gene Ontology annotation, biological process: regulation of transport.